UAACGCGGAAACAAAUAUCCUAAAUUCCGUGGAGGCUUAUAUGUUUAUAAAUAUCAUCCACGCUCAAACCUUUAUUCACGCGGAAACAACGAUUCCAUAAUUUGGCUUUGUCUAGAAGGGAAGAAACAGCAAGAAAAAGAAGAAGGAUGUGUUUGGUGUUUGUGUGCGAUCAAGACGAGAGGGUGAUCGGAAGGUACGCAGCUCCUGGAGCGUGUCCGUAUUGCGGCGGAGCGGUUCAAGUGGUUGACGUUAAUAGCCAAUGGAGAUUCUGUUUCGUUCCUCUCUCUAAUAAAAACAAACGUCGCCAUCUCUGUUCCACUUGCGGUAAACGCCUCGUCGUCCAUGGCUGAAACCCACCACACAAAAAAAAAACCUUCCACUUCCUCCGAAGAGAUCAUUUCUACUUUUGUAAAUACCCAAAUUUCUUACUUGUUUUGUGUAUCGUGUUUGUAAACGUUUGUAACAGAACAAAAGAACAUGUCUACUGUUCUAUAAUUUUCUCAGUAUAUAUGUAUGAAUCAUAAUUAUGAAGAAAAUGAGAUUUUUAAGAAA
Messenger RNA from Camelina sativa (false flax), 552 nucleotides. RefSeq lists its product as uncharacterized. The record is from RefSeq and is a predicted model, not a curated record. NCBI's taxonomy places the organism in Eukaryota, Viridiplantae, Streptophyta, Magnoliopsida, Brassicales, Brassicaceae.